AGUUUGAUAAAAGGAAAUUUCUUUUUUUUUCAUCGUGAUCGAUCGAUUGUUCGCUUGAAAUUUUAUCCAUUUUAUGUAUUCGUCGAAUGGUUCUCGUGCUAAUAUUAGCGAUUUCGGAGUUAUAAUUCAUCAUGGGACAGGAUGGUUCGGACGACUCGGGCUCUGAUUCUGAUCAGAACAAUCAAUCAGAUAGUGACUCUAAAUCUGAUAACGUAAAUUCUUCAAAGUCUCAAAACAGUUCCGACAGCGAUAGUGAUUCGAAAUCUGAAGCCAGUGCAGAUCCUCAAAAUAAUCCGAGCGACAAUAAUGCCAAGUACAACGAUUCCGAUAAUGGUCAAUCGAAUCAUUCCGAUAAAAACAACGCUGCGUCUUCAUCUGGAUCAUCAGACAGCGAUUCAGCAUCACAAUCUUCCAACUCCGGUUCAGCAUCAUCGAAAUCCGAAUCAGAGAAAUCGAAACCACCGUCAAAAAAUGUAUCAGCAGAAAAACCGACCCUUAAUAAAGCUACACGAAGACGAGCAUCAUCCGAAUUCAAACAGUGUUGGGAAGAGAAUCCCGAAGUAUAUGGUAUCCGUAGAUCGGGUAGAUCUCGAAAAGAACCUGAAAGAUUAACCGUUGAAAGUGAUUCGAGCGAUAAAGGCAGAAAGAAAAAACAACGUUAUAAUUACGAAACAACCUCUAGCGAAUACAACAGUGAUACCGAUAAAGACGAAAGUAUACCUUCUAGCAAACCUUUAUCUAGAUGUAGAGUUAAACCAAACCUCAGAGCCAGGGUUGUGCAUAAACAAAAGAAACAGCCCAGUAGAAGAAAACGGUACAGUUCCAGUGACGACGAAAGCACCGGAGAAAGCGAAGAAGAACCUGUAAAAAAAUUGAAAGCUCGUAGAGGUACAAAGGUUAGUUAUAAAGAAGUAGACAGCGACGAGAAAACAGAUUCCGAAGAUUUGCUCGAAGUUGACUACGGCGAAAGCCAAGAUGCCCCUGCUGAAGUUUCCGAUACGGCUGAAACUAUCGAAAAAGUCAUCGCUCAAAGGAGAGGCAAAAAAGGAGUCGUCGGCAACCAAACGACUAUUUACGCUAUCGAAGAAAACGGCGAUCCAAACGAAGGCUGUGAUCCAAACGACUACGACAAUACCGAAGUUCAAUUCCUCAUCAAAUGGAAAGGAUGGUCUCACAUACACAACACAUGGGAAUCCGAAGAAUCCCUCAAGACACAAAAAGUCAAAGGUUUGAAAAAAGUAGAAAAUUUCCUCAAACGAGAAGACGAAAUAUCGUAUUGGAAGAAACACGCUACUCCCGAAGACGGAGAGUACUUCGAAUGUCAACAAGAACUUCUACAAGAUUUACUCAAGAGUUACAACAACGUCGAAAGAAUCAUAUGUUCCAGAGUACGACAAGUUAAAAAUGGGGACGAUUCGACCGAGUAUAAUACGACGGAAUUACGAGAAUAUUACGUCAAGUGGCAAUCGUUACCGUAUGCUGAGGCUACCUGGGAAGAUGCCGCCUUGAUCGAGCGUAAAUGGCCGGAGUGUAUUAAAGAAUUCAGAGAACGAGAGGAUUCGAAGCGAACUCCGUCCAAGUUAUGUAAAGCUGUGAAGUAUAGGCCUAAAUUCGUUCAGCUUCAGUCGCAGCCUAGUUACAUGGGCGGUCAUAGUCAAGAUAAUGUACUUCGUGAUUACCAACUGCACGGUGUGAAUUGGAUGAGUCACGCCUGGUGUAAAGAGAACUCGGUAAUUUUAGCCGAUGAAAUGGGUCUCGGUAAAACGAUCCAAACGAUAUGCUUUUUAUAUUACCUCUUCAAUACGCAUCAAGUUUAUGGACCAUUUUUAGUAGUUGUCCCCUUAUCUACGAUGACGUCUUGGCAAAGAGAAUUUUCAAUGUGGGCUCCUGAUAUUAACGUUGUUACGUACAUAGGCGACGUUGUUUCGAGAAAUGUGAUACGCGAAUACGAAUGGUGUUUCGCGAACUCCAAACGAUUAAAAUUCAACGCCGUCUUGACUACGUACGAAAUCUUGCUGAAAGAUAAAGCCUUCCUCGGUAGCUUAACAUGGGCUGUGUUGAUGGUGGACGAAGCUCAUCGUCUAAAGAACGACGACUCGUUACUGUAUAAAGCUUUGACAGAUUUCGUGACCAGUCACCGGCUUCUCAUCACCGGUACUCCGCUGCAAAACAGCUUGAAAGAGCUGUGGGCGUUGUUGCAUUUCAUUAUGCCUUCAAAGUUUGAAUCGUGGGACGAAUUUGAAAAAGAACACGAUAACGCAGCUAGCAAAGGAUACGCCAAGUUGCACAAGCAAUUAGAACCGUUUAUUUUACGUAGGGUUAAGAAAGAUGUGGAGAAAUCGUUACCAGCUAAAGUUGAACAAAUUCUCAGGGUGGAGAUGACCACAUCGCAGAAACAAUUUUAUCGUUGGAUUUUGACGAAAAAUUACGACAUGUUGAGAAAAGGUACCAAAGGCUCGACGUCGACUUUUCUCAACAUCGUGAUCGAAUUGAAAAAAUGCUGUAAUCAUUCGUUAUUAAUUAAACCGAGCGAUCACGAGAACUACAGACAAACGCAAGAAGAACAGUUACAACAAUUGAUUCGAGGCUCUGGAAAAUUAGUCUUGUUAGAUAAAUUACUGAUUCGACUUCGCGAAACCGGCCACAGAGUGUUGAUAUUCUCGCAGAUGGUACGAAUGCUGGACAUUCUGGCCGAAUAUCUGCAAUUGAGGCAUUUCCCAUUUCAACGUUUGGAUGGCGGUAUCAAGGGGGAAAUACGUCGUCAAGCGUUGGAUCAUUUUAACGCCGAUAAUUCGCAAGAUUUCUGUUUCUUGUUGUCGACCAGAGCUGGUGGUUUGGGUAUUAAUUUGGCCACCGCUGAUACCGUAAUCAUAUUCGAUUCGGAUUGGAAUCCGCAGAAUGAUCUACAAGCUCAAGCUAGAGCUCAUCGUAUUGGUCAGAAGAAUCAGGUGAAUAUUUAUCGUUUGGUCACCAAAAGCUCGGUCGAGGAAGAUAUCGUCGAAAGAGCCAAAAAGAAAAUGGUCUUGGAUCACUUGGUUAUUCAAAGAAUGGACACGACCGGAAGAACAGUACUCGAUAAGAAAUCCACCGGAAGCGGAUCUACCUCGACUCCUUUCAAUAAAGAAGAAUUGACAGCUAUCUUGAAAUUCGGCGCCGCUGAUUUGUUCAAAGAUGACGAAAACGGCGACGAAGAACCAGUCUGCGAUAUUGACGAAAUUCUGCGGAGAGCCGAAACCAGAGACGAAGCUCCUGCCACCGAAGCCGACGAAUUGUUAUCAGCCUUUAAAAUGGCGAAUUUCGUGGCCAUAGAGGAAGAGGAUGAGCAUCGUAGUGAACCAGAAGGCGAAGAAGAUAAUAAUAUUCGAGAAUGGGAUGAAAUUAUCCCGGAGAAUUUCAGAGCUAAAGUGGAAGAAGAAGAGAAAGCUAGGGAAUUCGCUGAUUCGUAUUUACCGCCCAGAAGUCGUAAAACGCUGCAGCAAAUUAAUCAAUACGAUAGCGAUGGUGACGGAGAUAAGAAGAAGAAAAAGAAGAAAGAAGAUGACGCUGGUUCAUCUGAUGAAGGCAGUGACGAUGAUAGACCACGUAAGAGAGGCAGGCCGAGGGCUUCGGCUCGAGAAGCGUACAAAGGAUUCACCGAUGCUGAGAUUCGAAGAUUUAUAAAAAGCUACAAGAAAUUCCCGGAACCGUUGAAACGUCUAGAAGCUGUCGCCUGCGACGCCGAGCUGCAAGAGAAACCGCUGGCCGAAUUACGUAAAUUCGGUAAUUAUCUGCAUGAGCAAUGCAUGGCUGUGAUGAACGAUGUGAAAAAUGCCGCCGAAAAUACACCGAACGAAGAAGCUGCCACCGGACCUGGUCGUAAAAAGGCUCGUGGAGCGUCGUUCAAAAUCGGAGGCGUAUCUGUGAAUGCGAAAACUCUACUGGCUUGUGAAAAAGAUCUCGAACCGCUCGAUAAAGUUCUACCUGUAAAUACCGAAGAAAGAUCUCGAUGGACUUUGGAUGCCAGAGUGAAAUACGCUCAUUUCGAUACAGACUGGGAUAUCGAAGACGAUUCUAAACUGCUUCGAGGCAUUUACCAGUACGGUAUGGGCUCGUGGGAGGCUAUAAAAAUGGACCCGUCGCUCGGCAUCAGCGAUAAAAUCUUACCAAAUAACGGUAGUAAACCUCAAGCCAAGCAUUUGCAAGCCAGAGCCGAUUAUUUAUUGAAAAUACUCAAGAAACGCAUGAAUUUAGACGAUACGACGACAACGUCGAAAACCAAACGCGGCCGUAAAGCUAAAGAUACCAAAGAAACCAAACACCUGUCUCGUGAAACCAUCGAACACGACGAUACAUCCGAUGAUGGCGACAGCGUCGCCGGCAAAAACACCGUCAAAGACGAAGAAAACGGCGCUGGUGUCGCAGCCGGCGGCGCUAAAGACGACAAAAAGAAACCCAACAAGAAAGAAGCAGUCAAAAGAGAACCCAAAAAGAAGGCUAAUAAUAAAGGCCCACUGCAUAUUACCGCUAACAACGAACCUGUCGCCAUCGGCGUCAUAGGCGAUCUCGAUCCGUCUGUUUUUAACCAAUGUAAAGAAAUUAUGAGACCUGCGAAAAAAGCCCUUCGUGCGUUGGAUCGGCCCGACGAAUCGUUGUCUCCUCACGAACGAGCGAUUCUUAUCAAGAAAUGUCUGAUCGAAAUCGGCGAGCAAAUCAAUCAACAUUUGACCCAGUAUAAAGAUGCGGAAAAAAUCAAAGAAUGGAGGGGAUAUUUAUGGGAUUUUGUAUCGAAAUUCACCGAAUUGGAAUCGAAAAAGUUAUUCAAAAUGUAUAAACGCGCCUUGAAGGAAGCCAAAGGAAAAGAUUCGAAAGAAGAAGCCGAAAAGGAGAAAAUAUGGAAUUCGGAUGCUUCGCCUUCGCCUGUGAAAAAGAAAAAACGCGAAGAUAAGCCGGAGAAAAGACCGAGCGAGAAUCAGACCGCUUCUCCGUCCAAAUUUAUCAAAGCGGAAAAAAUCGAAAGAGUACCAAUCGCCGAACCGAUGACGUCCACGGCCAGCGUAAAAAUCGAAUCGAUGGAUACGAGUAGUCGAGACAGCGAGAAAGAAUUCAUCAAGCAUCGUGAACGUGUCAAAGAGCGUUCGGAUCGUGAUCGAGAUCGAGAAAGAGAUCGAGGCGACCGAGACCGCGAACGAGAUCGAGAACGUGACCGUGACAGGGAACGAGACCGAGAUCGAGAUCGGGAACGAGACCGACUGAAAAAGGAUCCGCUGGGCCAUAAUUCGUUAUCGUACAGUCGUCACGGUAGCAGUGAUCCCAGAGCUUCCGGCGGCAGCAGCAGCAGCAGUGGCCCGAGAAGCCACGAUGGUGCUCCCGGUGGCGAACGAUGGCACAGUUCUAGUUCUAGCCGAUACGGUGGACCGGAUCCGAAACGUAAACGCUACGAGAGCUAUUCUCGUAAAAGCGGAUUCCCAGGGGGGCCGCCGUCGCGAGAACACGAAUCUCAUUAUCGCGAUUAUAACCCGAACCCGAGAAUGCAUCAGGAUAAGCGAAGGUACGCUAUGCCAGCAUCGGCGGCGCCGUAUCCUCAGUUCGCUCCGAUGGCAGCGUAUUUCCCCGAACAAGCUCUCAUGUACCCGCCACGAGAUGGCCGCUAUUCUCAAGCACCGUUACCAGGCUACGGCGAAUGGCAUCAGAUGAUGAAUCACGAACGUAACGAAUACCAUCGCGAUUACGAUCGAAGACCACCGCCUACCUCGAAUACGUAACGUUAUCAUCGUAUUUCAUUUGUCGGGGAAUUUUUCUCUCGUUAUUAUUUGUAUUUUAAGAUACUAAUUAAUUAUCGAUGUACCGGGUCUUCGUUCGAAUACGAAUCCCCCCUCAGGGUCUUUCUUCGAAACAGUAGGUUGGUAGUUCUGCAUCUCCAUAAACCAAGCAUUGCAAUUACACGUUGCCAACUUACGGUUUUUGUGAAAAUUCUUCGAGGAGGUUCGCAUUCGAAUAAAGAUUUGGUAUGUUCCCCUUUUUUUUCUUUUUCUUUUUUUUUUUGUUAUCGUUUUUUCUCUUCGGUUUUAUACGUACGGUUCUCUCCUUCGUGUAUCUCGUCGACCCUUCCAUGCGGUUUAUUUUACGAUGUGUUUUGUUUUCCUCUUUUUAAAAUUCGAAAUUAUGAUUAUGUAUUAUUUAUUAUUAUAAAAUGUUUAUUCGUUAUGUUCGGGUUUCGAUGGGAACUCGAAAGGGAUCUCGUAUUUGCGGGCUUCGGUAGGGUUUUUUUCGUUCUUUUUUUUUACGACGCACAUUUACACGAUUGAUCGGUACCGUCGAAUCGAUCGAUUUGUUUUUAUAUAUUCGGACAGAAGCGAGCAUUUUUUUUCGUGUUUCUAGUCAUAAGUCGAUUGUAUUAGGUGUUUGUUUUGUCUGUUCUUUUUUUUACGUAAUUAAAGAAGAAAAAAAGGAAUAGGGUACGAAUUGUCUUAUGAACUCACGACUCGUGUUAGGGUUUUUUAGAACGAUGGAUGGAUUGCGCAAAAUUUCGGCUGUGUUUUAAUUAUGGGCCUUUUGUUUUACUCUUCUAUAUUUAUCAUUCGUAUAUUUUCAUCAUUACAUAUCGCAUCUGUAAAGAAUAUAUGAUUGUGGUCGUGCUGGAAAUUACCUAAUCUGAAAUAAAAUAGAUACGUAGAAACGAGCUUUUUGAAAUUGCCAAAAAAUGAAAAAAAAGAAAAAAUGUGAUUAGAUUUUUUUGUUGAAAAAACGAGAUAGAGAAAAAAUGGGAUAAAUGUACGAUAAGUAAAUCACGAUAAUCUAAAAUUUAAUAUCUAGUCAAGAUUGUAUACAUUAUAAUAUGUAAUUAACGAUGUUUUGUUAUCAGAGUAUCUACGGUUAAAUAAUGUGACGGAUUUUUUUUUUCGUUUUUUUUUUCGAUUACCUGUUUUACGAGUGUGAAAUUUUUAGUAAAGCGUGUAAUAUUUCUUUUUUUUUUUUAAGAAGCGAACGUUUGAUUCGAAUCUGUGAUCAAAUAUUACAUAUUUAUUAUUAAAAUGCGAACGACGUGUAAGUUUUUUAAAGGGAGAAUUUUCUCCCCGAGUUUUUUUUUAAUCGAGCUUUUUUUUGUACAGAUGCCCACACACGAAUAUCAGUGCGUAGUGCGACGAGCACUGGUGGUAGAAAACCUCUACUGGGGGUUUUUGUUUUGUUAUAUUUUAAUGUAACUUGUACCUAUGUAUAAUAAAGUUUGAUUUUUUUCCAAUUACGAAUUAUUUUUGGAUUAGAAUUCAUUGUUUACUUUUUUCUUCAAGGUGUAUGUUGUAUAUAUGAAGUGGGGGUUUGUCGUCUUGAUUGUAGCGACGAUCAUGACGAGAUAAUUAGUGUAAAUAUAUUACCAUGUUGAUACAUUAUUAUUAUUAUUACCUUUACUUUGUUGCCUCCCUGUCGUGUAAGUGAUUUUAAAUUUGAUUUUUUUUUCUCUCAUUUAACGUAUCGAUUGUUACGAAGUAUUAUUUUAUAAUUCCCUCUUUACCCCCCAGAACUACUUCGAUUGUAUAUUAUAAAAUUUUAUUGUGAAAAUUAUUUUAAUUUUUAUUUACCUAUUUUUUUUUCUUUCUUUGUUUUUGUCGAUUAUGUAUAAGUGAAAUAUAUUAUUUUGUAAUA
Molecule: messenger RNA, 7620 nt
Organism: Planococcus citri (citrus mealybug)
Lineage: Eukaryota; Metazoa; Arthropoda; Insecta; Hemiptera; Pseudococcidae
Gene: Chd1
Product: chromodomain-helicase-DNA-binding protein 1
Exons: 28
Coding region: 132-5741 (1869 amino acids)
Biological process (GO): nucleosome organization; regulation of transcription by RNA polymerase II
Cellular component (GO): chromatin; nucleus
Molecular function (GO): chromatin binding; histone binding; ATP-dependent chromatin remodeler activity
Source: RefSeq, a predicted model, not a curated record